AUGCUCGCGACGACAUUCUCCAGUCCAUCAGCGAGUGAUCUUUUGUAGUCCGUUUGUCCGGCUCAACAGCAGAAACCAGCGGCACGGUCGGUUUAGUUCUGUGUUGGGCUUCCUCUUCGAAGUAUGGUGUUUGGUUGUUAGUGGUGCCGUGUCGUGUUUCGGUACGUUCCGCGUCUAUCAGUGUGUGGUUUUUAUUGCUAGUAGCUCUGAAGAAUCGAUCACACAGCAGUGUCGUCCAGGGAGAGGCCAACGGUUGGUGUCCCGUGGAAAGAAUAACAACUAUUCCGGUGCUUGGUUCGGAAAUAUCUGUGCUGCGUGAGAUACAAUUUCCUGCUUUCAAAAGUGAAUGGAUGUUUCGUGAACAGUUCCCGUCUCGUUGUCGUUUCGGUUCUGCCAAGUUUGACACAGAAAAAGGCAAGCAACAAAGUGAGUGUAGAAAAUCGGAGCAAAUGGAACUGGUUCUACCAGUUUUGGAUGAAUGGUCUCGUCGUAUGAGUCACGGCGAUUGUGGCUCGGUUUCCCUCGGUGAUACGUUGGCUUGUCGGCUGUUUUGAACGUUGACACGAAAAACAAAGUUUUCGACGGAUGGGAAUCAAGAAUCAAGGAAUUCCAGUCGAGGAUCCACUGGCGUGCGCGUGCUGGUAUUGGUGGGUUCAUCAGAAAUGUCGUCCUUCGUGAAAGGCAAAAAAGGAUGCUGUGUGUCUUUGUUCAGUGAAUGAGUGCUGCGACGCCAGUGCCAGUAGUUGUUAGUGGAAUUCAUACCAGGAUAUACAAAGAGCCCUCUUCAGCGUGGGCUGCACGGAGUGAAGUUUUUAAAGUACACAAUUCCGUGCAUAAGCCGUGUGAUUGGUGCCAACGUGUGGAAAGCAAAAGUGUUCUGUUAAAGUUAAAGUGAGAGUGCAAAUAAUGCGUUACAAAUCAAGCAUCCGAAAGCCCUCGAUCUAGCGAUUAGGAGGCUGUCUGUUAUUAAUUUUACAAGCUUUUAUUUGCCCGUUUCCAAGAGUGUGUAGUGGCGAGAUUGUGUUGCUUUUCGACGGCUAUCCAUCCAUCAACUGCUUUCGAUUGAUUCAAAAAGGGAAAAAUACACAAAUACUCGAUUAAUUUUGCACCACUCGAGUGCUCAGUCGGUGAAAUUUGUGCAUCCACUUGUGUUCCAACACUUUUCGACCAGAGUGAAGGUCUCAGCCGAGCAACCGCAGCAGCACCAGAGGGGGAAAAUCAUACUCAACUCUUGGUCAGAUAAUGCAUGCCCGAAUGCGCCGUUAUUCGGUUGGCUGCAUUCAUUCCUUGUUGGGGUUGUCAUCGUCACGACUCUAAACCGGGGGGAAAAAAAGUGUCGUCUGUAGUUCCUGUUUAUCCAGCGUUCCAUCGGAGUCAUUAAAUUCGUCAAAGUCGCUAGCACAAUAGAAAUGAGUUCCAGUCAAAGUACCCACGGUGAAUUGUCAUGAAGCUACUAAAUAUCAUCAUGGAAAUUGUGAAAUAGUGAAACUCUGUUCCAAAGUAUCAAAGUGCGACACGAAAUUUGCAAACUCAACAGUAUAUUGGUGACACAGUGGCGAUCCGCGCAAUCCAUUAGAGUCGUAGCCGAAUCCGAGGGGCGGCGGUCACGUUUGUUUAUUAUUUCGCGUUUAGAUUGCUGCUGGGCGUGGAGAAGUGAGUGUAGAUAGAGCGAGAUAGAGCUCGAAACAACGCUAACAAACAUCCACACACCAAGCAGGUACCGUUUCGCGCUGGCCUGGCAGUGAAGCACCCGGUCCUGGGCCUGGGUGUUCUCAGGCAGGUGGCAACCGGCAGCAGCGGGUAGUGGCCGGCUGGCAAACGGUGGCGGCAGCAUUGUUUGGAAAAUGUUUCUAAAAUGUGGAUUAAUCGUUUUCACUCUUCUCGUCAUCGACAUCGAAAGUGGUUACGUAAGAGAAAUAAAGAAAGAACGCCCUCUCAACGAAUACAUAUCCCACUACGAAACACUCAGCUACGACCAUAAACAUCUGCAUGCUAGUCACAGUAGAGCGAAGCGAUCGGUCACCAAAGAUCACCAUGUAUAUCUUAGGUUUAAGGCGCACGGGAGAGAUUUUAACAUUAGGCUAAGACGAGAUCUCAGUACAUUUAGCGAUAAGUUAGAAAUACACACCGAAAGUGGUCCAAUCGAGGCGGACACAUCCCACCUCUAUCAGGGCGAGGUCCUGGGUGACCCCGACAGUCACGCGUUCGGUUCCAUCAUCGACGGGGUGUUCGAGGGCAAGCUGAUUACGGCUCGGGACAGCUACUAUGUCGAACGGGCGAAGCACUAUUUCCGCAACAGUUCCCACCCGGACACACACCCGUUGCACCACGUGGAUGGCCACGAUAAACCGUUCCACUCGGUCAUCUAUAACGAGAAGCAUGUGGACGAUCCGUACCGGCAACGGCGGAAAGGUCAUCCCUCCGGUUGCGGUAUUAACGAGGAAGUGUCUGCUUGGAUGGACCGGGUCCAAAACUCUGCCGUAGACGAGAGCGACGAGGAACAGCAGCGUAACGAGAAAACCACCGUGGAAAGGACUGAAGAUGAUUCGGACCGCCGACGGAGCGCCUCGUACGCUGGCAACGACAGCGCAGAUAGCAGUGUGAAUAAUUUAGAGGAAGAUUUAUUCCAAAAAUCAUCAACUCAGCCAAACUAUAAUAGUGUUAACGAUAGUGGUAGCAUUGGCGGAAGCCAGAAUUAUUAUAACAAUUAUCGUAAAAUUAAUUCUAAACAGAAUGCGAAUGCAAAUAAUUAUGGGCAGACAGAUAACGGUAGCAGUAGUAGUAGUAGUAGCGGCAGUGGCACGAACCGACUCGAGACCGGCUACGAGUUCAAAUUUGCUCACGAAAAGUAUUCGAAGGCAGCCAACUGGCGGGCGUCGGACGAGAGUCCCGACGAUCGAGACUGGCACCAGAGGUCCCACGAACGGGUCCGGCGAGCAUUCCGCAUGAAGGAGGAGAACAAAAAUACUUGCUCGUUGUACAUCCAGACUGACCCGCUAAUCUGGCGGCACAUCCGGGAUAGUAUCGCUGAUCAUGACCGAGGCCGCAAGUCGGAGAUUGAUGAGAAAACUCGCGAAGAAAUCUUGUCACUCAUUGCUCAUCAUGUAACCGCAGUGAAUUAUAUCUAUCGUAAUACCAAGUUUGACGGACGGAUAGAGCACCGGAAUAUUCGAUUCGAGGUUCAACGAAUCAAAAUUGAUGAUGACUCCGCCUGCAAUGAAAACUACAACGGAGAAUCGAAUCCUUUCUGCAUGGAAAAUAUUGAUGUUUCGAACUUUUUGAAUCUGCACUCGCUUGGAAAUCAUGAGAUUUUCUGUCUUGCCUAUGUGUUCACUUAUAGAGAUUUCACCGGGGGUACUCUCGGUCUUGCCUGGGUCGCUUCAGCUUCCGGUGCAUCCGGUGGCAUUUGUGAAAAGUACAAAACCUACACCGAAACUGUGGCGGGAUUGUACCAGAGCACUAAACGUUCCUUAAACACGGGUAUCAUCACAUUCGUUAACUACAAUAGCCGUGUUCCACCGAAAGUUUCUCAGCUAACGCUGGCACAUGAAAUUGGUCACAACUUUGGGUCACCGCAUGAUUACCCAGCUGAGUGCCGUCCCGGAGGUAUUAAUGGGAAUUUCAUCAUGUUUGCUAGUGCCACUAGCGGAGACCGACCGAACAACAGUAAGUUUUCCACUUGCUCGGUUAGGAAUAUCUCAAAUGUGCUGGAUGCCAUAGAAGACAGUAAAAAGCGAAAUUGUUUCCAAGCAUCGGAGGGUGCGUUCUGCGGCAACAAGAUUGUUGAAAUCGGUGAAGAAUGUGAUUGUGGUUUCAACGACGAAGAGUGUGCGGACAAGUGUUGCUAUCCUCGUGUAAUCGGUGAGGUAGAUCUCGGUCUGAAUGCAACUGCCCGGGGCUGUACCAGGAAGGCACGUACACAGUGCAGUCCGUCGCAGGGUCCGUGCUGUGACAGUAACACGUGCAAGUUCGUCUCCAGCUAUGCCAACAUCACCUGCAAGGAAGAAACUGAAUGUUCCUGGAGUUCGACCUGUAAUGGGACGACUGCCGAAUGUCCGGAACCGAAACCUCGUGACGAUAAGACCAAGUGCAAUAAUGGUACUCAACUGUGCAUCAAAGGUGACUGUUCCGGAUCGAUUUGUCUGCUGUGGAAUAUGACCGAGUGCUUCCUAACAUCUCACAUCAUUCCGAACAUCGACAAACGCAAACUGUGCGAACUGGCAUGUCAGAACGGGAACGAUACGAACACGUGUCGGAGCACGAGUGAGUUCGCUCACCUCUACGGUUUGCCAGAUGGCGGUAUCAGCUUGCGCCCAGGGUCACCCUGUGAUAACUUCCAAGGUUACUGUGAUGUAUUUUUAAAAUGUCGUGCCAUCGAUGCCGAGGGACCGCUGGUGCGGCUCAAGAAUAUGCUGUUCAACCGGCAAACACUGCAAACUGUCGCCCAAUGGGUAACAGAGAACUGGUAUAUGGUGUGCUUGUUCAGCAUCCUGUUCGUCAUUUUCAUGGGUAUGUUCAUAAAAUGCUGUGCAGUUCAUACACCCAGCUCGAAUCCGAAGAAACCUCCAGCUCGACGGAUCACCGACACCCUGCGACGGCCAAUGAACACGCUGAGACGAAUGCGUCAUCACAAUGGGCACGGGCCCCGAAGUGUUCCCGUGCCGCACGGUGAACGUUCCCGCGGUGGCGGAGGUGGAAAUGGUGCUGGUGGAGGCCGAAGCAGAGGUGGCGGAGGUGGUGACGGUCACGGUGAACGUCGCAGCGGGCAACCGUCGUCCUCCACUGGGGGUAGCCGACCGAACAACAGUUCCAGAGUGCCAGCGCAUGGGUAUGGUGAGGGCAGAGGCCAACAAUACUAUCCACCGAAAGCAACUGCGCCACUGAUACAGAAUUAUAGCAGGAUGAGCAAUGCCGAGCUGUACGCCGAAGCCUAUCCGGACCGCAGCACGUACGGCGAGCAGACCCGUCGUCACUACAGUAACAAUAAGGUCUGACAAGAUGGCCACCAUCACCGGUCCAGUAGCAGCGACAGCAGCAACAGCCAUCAUCAUCCCGACGACGUUUCGAUCACUGCUGAUGAUAAUACACGCAGCAACGGUGCAUUCUUCGGGAAUGUUGAGCGAAAAAUCCACUACAACUACAAUAACAAUAUUUAUAAGAUAUUUUUAUUUUUCUAAUAAGGUGAACAAACAAAAAAAAAACAAGAACAAAUACAGUGAACAAAGAAAAAAAAAGAUUAUUGAAAGCAAGUAUGAUGCAGAACUCAAGCAUGUACACACACCACUCAAAUAGGAAACCGAGAAUCAAAUAGACGUUUUUCUCAUUAUUUAGAACAAAAAAAAAUAAGCAACCACUAAGAAAUUCCGUGAGUUCUACUCGACUGUUUGAUCGUCGCGGAAAGUGUUUCGUUUUCUUAUUGUAAUUUUGAAGCCACGAAACACUUUAAAACAGGAUAACAUUUUUGCAUUUGCCUGUCUGAAAUCAUAAAUUGUAAAGACAAUGAAUGAAGCUAGGAUUAGGAAAACGUAUCAGACAAAAGAGGAAAAAAAAGAAUGGAAGAAGUUAGAAAAGUUGUUUACAAGGUAGCGCCCUCAGUAUGAGUAUAGAUAAAAACAAAACACGAGAAAAGCAUAAAAAAAGAAGAGAUCACUCUCCUCCGGGUCCAGAAAAAAAUAAAACAAAAUGAACAAAAAACAGUGUUAAACAAGUAACUAUUGUAACAAAGAAAAGUAUAACAAAAUAUUGUAGUAUAACUGCAAAAGAUAUAAAGUUUUUACUUUCCUUCUGUUAUGGAUGUGAGUGUGGAACUGAAUUGUAGUACUAGUUUAGGCAAAUGUUGGGAAAAUCGGAAACGAUUUCGUCGUCGUCUGGUAGCAGGUCUCAGCGCAGAACGCAUAUUCGACUGGGAUGGGAAUAAUGAUCACUCGACUAGAUCGAUCACACAGGUUCAUGAAUCAAACAAGCAAAAAGUAUGUUGGGUUUUGCUACCAACCAGAUAGAAACGGAUAGCGUUGUAAGCGUUGCAUAAAACGUACACACGAACGGGGAGGUAGCGAGUAUGAAGAAAAAGUGCUAUAUGUGAUAUAUAUUUUUCUAAACGAAAACAAAACACUGAACGGGAAAAGAUUAUUUUUUUCGAGCAAUCUGAACGGCGGUAAUUGUUGGGACGAAACAGUAAAAGUAUUACACGGAUUUGGUUUUUGAUGGUCUUAUUAAUGCAACUACUAUGAUACUACUAUUACUAUUACUACGAUACAAUAGGUGAUAAUGAUAGGAAUCAUUCCUGCAUUUCUGCGUUAAAGUUUUCGCCAAACUGCCUACCGCUAUGAUAUUGGUGAUUUUAGUUCACCCAAAAAAAUCCUUCCCACAGCUGCUAUAGAAUAGUCAUUAGCUCGAAACAGCGAAGCCAAAUGCUCAAACUCCUCUUUUUUGUUGUUUUUUUUCUUUGUCAUUUUUAGUUCAGAGUUCAAUCAACCGGGUGCAGGCCAAAUUUUAGUUUUUUUUCAGUUUUGUCCGUUCAGCAAUACCGAACUUUCAACUGUAGUAUGAACUAACUAUUGUUAAGGAUAUUUCAAAUAGUCUAGACCAAAAUAUGUCAUUAUGUUUAGUUAAUAUUCGAUUCUCGACUGUUCUUGUGUUUGAUUAGAAUCAGUUAGAUUUAGUUAGUUAGAAAAUAUAUCAAUCUCACUUAAAAAAAACAAUAUCAAACCAUUAUCGUUGCAACCUUCUUCCUAGGUCCCAGGUUGCAUUACGAGCGAUUAAUCUGUUGUCUUAUUUUUUCGUGCUAUCAUACACCAGUUAUGAAAGAGCAAUCAAAAUAAUUCCAUUAAAAGUGACAACCACCGAUGGGUGGAGGAGUCGAUGUUGCAAAACGGCAUUUAGAGAAACCACUGAACUUGAACAAAACUUGAUGAAAGAGAAGCAGAAACUGUAAAAGAAGAUAAUAAUUGGAAACCGAAGUGAAAUGAAGUAUUGUUCUAAUUAGGCGAGACCGUCGUAACAAGCACAGCAGAAAGAAAAACAGUGCAGUGAGGAAAGAAAGAAGAUAAUGCAUGCGAAAUGGGGAAGAUAACCAAUAUAUAUGAAGAUCUAUUUUUUAAUUUUUAUUAUAUACAUUCAUAUUAGACAUAUUGUAAAUUUAGAAGUGAUCAAGUCUCCUACCAGUAAAAGCAAGACAAAACAAAAGAAACAUACAGAAGUGUAGGCGUUUACUGCGCGUACAACUAUAACUUUGCAAACGGGAUUUCUCCAAGGUAUGCAAUCGACGAAAACAGUGCGAGUGAUCGAGUGAUAGAGAAUGAAAUUUUGUGCGCGAAAUAAGAAGAAGGGUUAGGAAAGGGGUUACAAGCAACCCGUAGGAUACUACAACCUAGUACUGGAUCGUUUAUUGUGUACCACUUGUAAAUGUUUGUAAAUAGGACAUAUAUCUGCAGCAGGACAAAUGAAGGCGCUGGGAAAAAAAGUGGAUGAAAAGAAUAAAAGAAGGGAAAAAUGAAAA
Molecule: messenger RNA, 7498 nt
Organism: Malaya genurostris
Lineage: Eukaryota; Metazoa; Arthropoda; Insecta; Diptera; Culicidae
Gene: kuz
Product: disintegrin and metalloproteinase domain-containing protein 10
Exons: 14
Coding region: 1845-4994 (1049 amino acids)
Biological process (GO): Notch signaling pathway; membrane protein ectodomain proteolysis
Cellular component (GO): plasma membrane
Molecular function (GO): metalloendopeptidase activity
Source: RefSeq, a predicted model, not a curated record